Molecule: messenger RNA, 996 nt
Organism: Zymoseptoria tritici IPO323
Lineage: Eukaryota; Fungi; Ascomycota; Dothideomycetes; Mycosphaerellales; Mycosphaerellaceae
Exons: 2
Coding region: 1-996 (331 amino acids)
Biological process (GO): proteolysis
Molecular function (GO): peptidase activity
Source: RefSeq, a predicted model, not a curated record
AUGACUUACAACAUUCCCGAUGAGAACACACCAAAACCACCAGGACAAACAAGACCCUACCCACAACCUACAACAACAGGCGAAAUCGAUUUCACGGUCCCUUCGACGGGCGAACAAGUCAAAACAGCAUACAAAAUAUGGGGCACUCUCUCGCCGACCACAACACCACUCAUAUGCCUCCACGGCGGGCCUGGCAUGCUACAUAACUACAUGCUCCCCAUCUCUCUCCUCGCAACCGACACCCCCACCCCCGUAAUAAUGUACGACCAACUCGGCUGCGGUCUCUCCACCCACCUACGGCACCACAACGCCUCCCCUGAAUUUUGGACUCCCGCACUCUUUAUCGCCGAACUCGAAAACCUCAAGUCCGCCCUCGGUAUCUCCUCUUUCCACCUCCUCGGCCAAAGCUGGGGCGGCAUGCUCGCCGCGCAAUAUGUCAUUGAAGUCCAACCCAAGGGAUUGCGGAAAUUAGUGAUUUGUAAUUCUCCGGCCAACCUAACGACGUGGGCGAAGGUGUGCACGGCGUUGAGGGAAGCGCUACCGAGGGAGGUGAGGGAGGUCUUGGAUCGGUGUGAACGGGAGGGAACCACGGAUGGGAAGGAGUAUCAGGGAGCGACGUACGCGUUCUAUCGGAGGCAUGUGUGUCGGGUUGAUCCGUUUCCGGAAGAACUCGUCGCCAGUCUGGAUGGUGUGGCAGAGGAUAAUACGGUUUAUGGUACGAUGAAUGGGCCGUCGGAGUUUACUGUCGUUGGGAGUUUGAAGGGGUGGGAUAUUACGCCGGGGUUGGGGAGGAUUAGUGAGGAGGCGGUUCCGGGGGGUGUGUUGUUGAUGAAUGGGAAGUGGGAUGAGGCGCAAGAUGAGACGAUGGAGCCGUUUGAAAAGGGGAUUGGGGCGAGGGUGAAGUGGGUUAGGUUUGGGUUGAGCUCGCAUACGCCGAUGUUGGAGGAGACGGAGGAGUUUUUGAGGGUGUUGAGGGAGUUUGUUGAGGAGGAGUAG